CACACAGACAUCAUUUGACAACUCCUAGAGUCCCAUCCUUUCGAGAAUCCCCUUUCACGCCUGUUUCUUUACAACACACCAACAUAUCAACUUGCCCUCUAAACCCCCAUCAUUCAAAAUGGCCUCCGACAUGAAGGCGACGGUUGAGCCUACCACAAAGGGUUUCUCGGUCUGCGGUUACGAGAAGAUCGAAUACGACUUCGAGUUCCUUGAUGGCGUUUUCAGCAAGCAGAAUAGCCAGUUGGCCGACUGUUACUCGCGUUGGAAACGAUGCUUGGCCGUCAUGGAUCUCAACAUCUUCAAUCUCUAUGGAGAGGAGAUGAAGGAUUACUUUGACCACUACAACAUCGACCUGAAGAUCCACAAGACCAUGAUUGGUGAGAAGGCCAAGUCCAUGGAGACGCUACUGAGCAUCGUCGACUCCAUGACCGAGUUUGGCGUGUACCGCAAGGAGCCUGUUCUCGUUGUUGGCGGUGGUCUUGUCACCGACGUUGCUGGCUUCGCAUGCGCCGCUUACCGCCGCAACACACCUUUCAUUCGUAUUCCGACCACAGUCAUUGGUCUUAUCGACGCCUCCGUCUCCAUCAAGGUCGCCGUUAACUACGGCAACUACAAGAACCGCCUGGGAGCUUACCACGCGCCUACACACACCUUUCUCGACUUCAAAUUUUUGCGCACAUUACCCACAGCUCAAAUCCGCAAUGGCUUCGCUGAGUUGAUCAAAAUCUCCACUUGCGCACACCUAGAGACAUUUGACCUGCUCGACCGCUUUUGCGAGGAGCUCAUUGAGACCGGGUUUGGACGUUGUGAUGGUGCCAGCAAAGAGGUCAGAGAUGCUGCGGACAAGAUAAACCGCAACGGGAUCCACGAGAUGUUGAAGCUUGAGACUCCCAACCUUCACGAGAUCAUGCUUGAUCGUGUCAUUGCCUACGGUCACACCUGGUCCCCUCUUCACGAGCUGUCCCCUGACGUUCCCCUGCGUCACGGCCAUGCCAUUUCCAUCGAUAUGGCUUACUCUGCGACACUUGCCCACGUGCUCGGCAAGCUCUCCACCCAAGAACACCGCCGCUUGUUGAAUCUCUUCUCCCGUGCUGGUCUCUCCAUGGAUCAUGCCCAGUUCGACGAGGAAAUGAUCGACAAAGCGACAUCGGCGAUCCUUAAGACCCGUGACGGCAAACUCCGCGCCGCUGUACCCUCACCUCUUGGUCAAUGCGAAUUUCUCAACGACGUCUCCCACAAGGAGAUGUGCGCUGCCCUCAAAGUGCACAAGGACCUUAUGAAAGAGUACCCCCGCGAGGGUGCUGGUCUUGAGGCUUAUGUCGAUGCAAGUGACACGGGAUACACCAUCAACGGCGCUUCUGUCGAGGAUGAGUCGAGGAAGUUCAUGAAUGGUGUUGAAAAGAGUGUCACCAAGGACGAUACCGUUUCCAGCGGCGUCUCGUCGAAUGGUUCAUCAACUCCCGACUAUGGUCUGUCGAGUGGUAAGAACCUUGGGCGGGAUGAGUCUAAGUACGCUGCUGCCGGCUUCGAGCCCAAGGUGUUGGAGAGUUUAGGCAAUGACAAGAUGGGUGUCACAGAGCAUAGCAAGAUUCGUCACGAGGUCGAGAACGAUUGCUGCUAAGGAAGAAUCUUGAUUGCCAAAAGAUUUUUUUGAUAAAUGUCUGGAGGAAAGUUGGACAUGAUGAUGGACAGGAAAGAGGUCCCAAAAAACAGAAACUAAAAAAACAAGAAGUUACACAAAGUUGAAUUUUUUAGUUUAAACCGUCUGCCCGCUUCAAUGGCAAUAUUUUGAUGAUUUUCACAACCACCUCCAGAUCAGAAACGCAAUGGACAAGGAAACAUUUAUGUAGUCACCGGGCUUGCUGCAGAAAGUUGACACCGCAAAUAUUGUUCUGCCAGAUUCUAAAAAGCAAUGACA
Colletotrichum destructivum is the source of this 1918-nucleotide messenger RNA. RefSeq names its product Putative 3-dehydroquinate synthase domain, 2-epi-5-epi-valiolone synthase. The record is from RefSeq and is a predicted model, not a curated record. The coding region runs from base 119 to 1621 and encodes 500 amino acids. Gene Ontology annotation, molecular function: 3-dehydroquinate synthase activity. The transcript is spliced from 3 exons. Gene Ontology annotation, biological process: antibiotic biosynthetic process. NCBI's taxonomy places the organism in Eukaryota, Fungi, Ascomycota, Sordariomycetes, Glomerellales, Glomerellaceae.